Molecule: messenger RNA, 2137 nt
Organism: Aedes aegypti (yellow fever mosquito)
Lineage: Eukaryota; Metazoa; Arthropoda; Insecta; Diptera; Culicidae
Product: probable cytochrome P450 305a1
Exons: 3
Coding region: 358-1851 (497 amino acids)
Biological process (GO): xenobiotic metabolic process
Cellular component (GO): intracellular membrane-bounded organelle; cytoplasm
Molecular function (GO): iron ion binding; oxidoreductase activity, acting on paired donors, with incorporation or reduction of molecular oxygen, reduced flavin or flavoprotein as one donor, and incorporation of one atom of oxygen; heme binding
Source: RefSeq, a predicted model, not a curated record
GUCAGCUCUAAUUCAACCAUGUGGCAUACACAUGCAACAUCAGAGAUCGCACACAUAACCCUAUCGGCACAACCCUUCUGCUCAGUUCGGGUUCGGAUUUCAGCACGUUCAGAUCGUUUGGACGAGCUCGCGGGCGAUUUGCGGCGAUUGUGUAAUCUGUUCGGUUGCCUCCUAAAGACCAAAAAUUCCAUUCUAGCUAGCCAACCACAUUGAAACUGAAUAUUUUAAGUGUCGCCAUAGUGUUUGGAACUCGUUUAAAUCAGCAUAAUUCAUAAGUUUGGCUGCGAAGCUUGAAGUUAUGCAACCUGAUGUGAAACAGUGAUCGUGCAGAGAACAUAGAAUUUUUCGACGAUAAUCAUGAUCGUUUUAGUGCUGACCAGUGUUCUGAUCAUCGCUUUCAGCUAUUGGUUACUGCAGGAACUCCGUCGACCACCAAAUUAUCCACCAGGUCCCCAAUGGCUCCCCUUCAUCGGAAAUACGCCAUUCGUGCGGAAGUUGGCUCGUGCAAGCGGUGGUCAACAUUUGGCGUUUGAAGCCCUCUCCAAGCAGUACAACAGCCCAGUUAUUGGACUCAAACUGGGCAGAGAAUACGUUGUGGUGGCUUUGCAAUAUCCGGCUGUACGGGAAGUUCACAGCAAGGAAGAGUUCGAUGGCCGACCCGACAACUUUUUCCUUCGGCUAAGGACUAUGGGGACAAGGCUAGGAGUGACGUGCACAGAUGGACCGUUUUGGGCAGAGCAUAGGAAUUUUGUCGUACGUCAUCUACGACAAGCGGGAUAUGGAAGGCAACCAAUGCAGCUGCAGAUACAAAAUGAACUGAAUGAGUUGAUUGGAAUCAUCAGAGAUAUGGAUGGUGAACCAGUUUGGCCGGGUAGUAUUCUUCCAACGAGUGUGAUUAACGUGCUGUGGACUUUUACUACCGGAUCGAGAAUUCCGAGGGAUGAUCAACGACUUGCUAGGUUGUUGAAACUUUUACAGGAUAGAUCAAAAGCAUUCGACAUGUCGGGAGGUGUUCUGAGUCAGCUGCCAUGGCUUCGUCACAUAGCACCAGAAUGGACAGGAUACAAUCUACUUAAGCGAUUCAAUCAAGAAUUGCACGAGUUCUUUAUGAUAAUCGUUGAAAGGCAUCAUCAGGAGUAUCAUGAAGAAAAGUGUUCAGACGAUUUAAUCUACGCUUUUAUCAAAGAAAUGAAAGAUCGGAAAGAUGAUCCAAGCUCCACGUUUACCGAUCUUCAGUUAACAAUGAUCAUACUAGAUAUCUUCAUUGCUGGAUCUCAAACCACCAGUAUUACAAUUGACCUAGCGUUCAUGAUGUUGACCAUGCAUACAGACAUUCAGAAGAAGAUACAUGCAGAAAUCGAUGAGAAUUUGCAUCAGGAUGAAAUGCCCCAGCAAAACGAUCGUACCAGUUUACCCUACACUGAAGCUUUCUUACUAGAGGUCCAAAGAUUCUUCCACAUUGUUCCUGUCAGUGGGCCCCGAAGAGCCCUUUCGGAUUGUACGCUGGGAGGAUAUCAAAUACCGAAAAACACCACAAUCUUGAUGGGAUUACGCACAGUUCACAUGGAUCCCGAACAUUGGGGUGACCCGGAAUGCUUCAGACCCGAAAGAUUCCUUAGCCCUGAUGGGAAGAUUAUCACCACAGAAAGACUGAUUCCUUUUGGUCUGGGAAGAAGACGUUGCCUCGGGGAAUCUUUGGCACGAGCGUGUAUGUUUACGUUCCUCGUCGGAAUCUUACAGAAGUUCAGCCUUCGUCAACCGGCAAAUUGCUCCGAGAAACCGAGCCCAAAACUGCUCCCAGGAAUCACGCUCUCACCAAAGCCAUACAAAGUUAUCUUUGAACCGAGAUGAGCAAGUGCCAAUCCUUCCUACUUUUGCCGCCCAUUGCGCAUGAGCAGCAGUGAUUUCAAUGCUGGGACGAUAACGAACUUGAUGUAUCGUUUGAAAUUCUUGUAUCGCAUAUAAACGCGGCAGAAGUUAAUAGCGUAGUGUAUUCGAAGAAUUCUAGCCAAUAAAUUGCAUUGAGUUACAUUGUUCGAUGUUGGGAAAAUGGCGAAAAUGUUGCCAUAUUUAUGCUCUACAUUUUAUAUUCCUAGGAAUAAAAUAAUAUACUCAGAAAUCACUCGAUCUUGUAAAA